Messenger RNA from Cavia porcellus (domestic guinea pig), 1239 nucleotides. RefSeq names its product olfactory receptor 10AD1-like. The record is from RefSeq and is a predicted model, not a curated record. Gene Ontology annotation, cellular component: plasma membrane. The transcript is spliced from 3 exons. Gene Ontology annotation, biological process: detection of chemical stimulus involved in sensory perception of smell; G protein-coupled receptor signaling pathway. Gene Ontology annotation, molecular function: G protein-coupled receptor activity; olfactory receptor activity. Bases 1 to 1239 code for a protein of 412 amino acids. NCBI's taxonomy places the organism in Eukaryota, Metazoa, Chordata, Mammalia, Rodentia, Caviidae.
AUGGUGCAGCUUCCGUGGAUCGCUCUGAGCCUGGUAGGACCCCGCCCAGCAUCCAGCAUCACUGGAGGGCCCCCAGGAAAUUCCCCCGAGCAGCAGCACCCAAGUAGGCCAGAGCCGCCUGCACGCCACCUUAUUUCUGACCGUUCCACGCUGUGCCGGGAGCGCAUGCUGUGCAGAUUUCUGACUGUUCCGCACUGUGCGGGGAGCGCAGGAAAGGUGGGUAGCAUGGUGUGUGGUGGACCGCAGAGGAGGACCUGUGCCGAACCCUGUGGCCCCCACAUAGUAGAACUACGGAACAGCAGCACUGUGACAGAGUUCAUUCUUGUGGGCUUUGAGCAGAGCUCUCCUUCCACGCAAGCACUGCUCUUCACCCUCUUCCUCGCGCUCUACAGCCUUGCCAUGGCCAUGAAUGGCCUCAUCAUCUUCAUCACUUGGACAGACCCCAGGCUUAACAGCCCCAUAUACUUCUUCCUUGGCCACCUUUCUUUCUUGGACGUCUGCUUCAUCACCACCACCAUUCCACAAAUGUUGGUUCACCUGGCAAUCACAAACCACACUGUAUCUUUUGCCUCCUGUUUGACCCAAAUGUACCUAGUUUUUGGUGUGGGUGUGGCUGAGUGUAUCCUCUUGGCUUUCAUGGCCUACGACCGUUAUGCUGCUAUUUGUCACCCACUAAGCUAUGCCCAGAUCAUGAGCUGGAAGAUCUGUGUAAGAUUAGUGAGUACUGCCUGGGCUUUGGGAAUGAUCAAUGGUAUUCUUCUUGAUUACAUGACAUUUAGAGGCCCAUUCUGCAGAGACAACCAUAUAGAAAACUUCUUCUGUGAGGCCCCUAUUGUGAUCAAUCUCUCUUGUGGGGACCCUCAGUUUAGUCUGAUGGUGAUCUUUGUUGAUGCCAUUGUGGUGCUGCUCAGUCCCAUGGUCCUCAUUGUCACCUCCUAUGCCCGCAUCCUGACCUCCAUCCUUGGCAGAACCUCCUCCUCCUCAGGUCGGGGCAAGACCUUCUCUACUUGCGCCUCCCACCUGACUGUGGUCAUCUUUUUCUACACUUCCGCUAUGUUCUCUUACAUGAAUCCCCGCAGCACACAUGGGCCUGAGAAAGACAAGCCUUUCUCACUUCUCUACACCAUCAUCACCCCCAUGUGCAACCCCAUCAUCUACAGUUUGCGUAACAAGGAAAUGAAAGGAGCCAUGGUGAGGGCCUUUAGGAGAACCACAGUGGCCCAGGCAGAGUCUGUCUAG